Galeopterus variegatus (Sunda flying lemur) is the source of this 3052-nucleotide messenger RNA. RefSeq names its product DnaJ (Hsp40) homolog, subfamily C, member 3 (gene DNAJC3). Gene Ontology annotation, biological process: protein folding in endoplasmic reticulum. The record is from RefSeq and is a predicted model, not a curated record. Gene Ontology annotation, cellular component: endoplasmic reticulum. Lineage: Eukaryota; Metazoa; Chordata; Mammalia; Dermoptera; Cynocephalidae. The transcript has 12 exons. Bases 116 to 1630 code for a protein of 504 amino acids. Gene Ontology annotation, molecular function: protein-folding chaperone binding; misfolded protein binding.
GCCGCUUAGGCCUGAGUGAGAGCCGACGGCGGGCGGGCGCAGCAGCUGUCUGAGCGCCGGCGCGGGCUGGUGGGUCCUGCACCCUUCCUCGUCCUAACUCUCCGCGCCCCCGGACAUGGUGGCCCCCAGCUGUGUGAUCAGCCGGCUGGGCUCGGUGUUCCCCUUCCUUCUGGUCCUGGUGGACCUGCAGUACGAAGGUGCUGAUUGUGGAGUAAAUGCAGAUGUUGAGAAACAUCUUGAAUUGGGCAAGAAAUUACUUGCAGCUGGACAGCUAGCUGAUGCUUUAUCUCAGUUUCAUGCUGCAGUAGAUGGUGACCCUGAUAACUAUAUUGCUUAUUAUCGGAGAGCUACUGUCUUUUUAGCUAUGGGCAAAUCAAAAGCAGCACUUCCUGAUUUAACUAAAGUGAUUGAAUUGAAGAUGGAUUUCACUGCAGCAAGAUUACAGAGAGGUCACUUAUUACUCAAACAAGGAAAACUUGACGAAGCAGAAGAUGAUUUUAAAAAAGUGCUCAGAUCUAAUCCAAGUGAAAAUGAAGAAAAAGAAGCCCAGUCCCAACUUAUAAAAUCUGAUGAAAUGCAACGAUUGUAUUCACAAGCCCUUACUGCUUUUGAAAGCGCAGAUUAUACUGCUGCUAUAACCUUCCUUGAUAAGAUGUUAGAGGUUUGUGUUUGGGAUGCAGAACUACGGGAACUUCGAGCUGAAUGUUUUAUAGAAGAAGGGGAACCUAGGAAAGCUAUAAGUGACUUAAAAGCUGCAUCAAAAUUAAAGAAUGAUAAUACAGAGGCAUUUUAUAAAAUCAGCAUACUGUAUUACCAACUAGGAGACCAUGAAUUGUCCCUCAGUGAAGUUCGUGAAUGUCUUAAACUUGACCAGGAUCAUAAAAGGUGUUUUGCACACUAUAAACAAGUAAAGAAGCUUAAUAAGAUGAUUGAGUCAGCUGAGGAGCUCAUCAGAGAUGGCAGAUAUGCAGAUGCAACCAGCAAAUAUGAAUCUGUCAUGAAAAUAGAGCCAAGCAUUGCCGAAUAUACAAUUCGUUCCAAAGAAAGGAUUUGCCACUGCUUUUCUAAGGACGAGAAGCCUGUUGAAGCUAUCAGAAUAUGUUCUGAAGUUUUACAGAUGGAACCUGACAAUGUGAAUGCUCUGAAAGAUCGAGCAGAGGCCUAUUUAAUAGAAGAAAUGUAUGAUGAAGCUAUUCAAGAUUAUGAAACUGCCCAGGAACACAAUGAAAAUGAUCAACAGAUACGGGAAGGUCUAGAGAAAGCACAAAGGCUAUUGAAACAAUCACAGAAACGGGAUUAUUAUAAAAUCUUAGGAGUAAAAAGAAAUGCCAAAAAGCAGGAAAUCAUUAAAGCAUACCGAAAAUUGGCAAUGCAGUGGCACCCAGAUAACUUCCAGAAUGAAGAAGAAAAGAAAAAAGCUGAGAAAAAGUUCAUUGACAUAGCAGCUGCUAAAGAAGUACUCUCUGAUCCAGAAAUGAGGAAGAAGUUUGACGACGGAGAAGAUCCCUUGGAUGCAGAGAGCCAACAAGGAGGUGGUGGCAACCCUUUCCACAGAAGCUGGAACUCAUGGCAAGGGUUCAAUCCCUUCAGCUCAGGCGGACCGUUCAGAUUUAAAUUCCACUUCAAUUAAACCGACUUUUUCUGCUCUUCUUAAUUUUUUUAAAGAUUAAAAACAAAGAAACCUUGUUUCAGGAUCCUAAUGAAAAAAAUUUUCAAAUCUUUCAGUUUGUCCACAACCAAAGAGUUGUUUUAAUAGGAAAAAAUCUGUGCUUAUUCAUUUUAGACUUAAGGUUGAUGGGUUUGCAAGGGCAGGGGGGCAAGGAAUGGUUGUACUGCUGACAAAGCAGCCUGUACGCAUUUUAUGAAGGUCUGCAAGAAGUGGUCUGAGGUGUGCUCACCUUGGAAGUGCUCACAUAUUCUCUAUCUUAAUACACUGAAGAGAUUUUUCUCUUCACAGCCUUGGAUAGUAAGUCAGUGCCUACGUGUGUGAGGAGGAGCUGUAAUCUUCAUAAGAAUGGGAUGUAUUUCAGUAUUCUUAAAGUAUGAACAUACUGAGCUGUAUGUCGGUAGGGACAACUAUGCUUAGAUUUUGAGUCUUGUCACUUGUGAAUGUCUGUAAAUCACUGAGCCUCCUUUAGUGUGCAUGCGUUUACACCUCUCUGCUAGCGCCGAAGUGGCUGACACCGAAAAGCGCACAGAGUCCAUCUUUUAGGAACCUGCCGUCAAAUGGUAGUCGAUAUAUCCAGGUUUAGACUUUGGAUGGAUGUUAACCAUAUACCUAUAUUUUUUUUGUUCAGUACUAAGAAGAAAACUAAAAACCACUUAAUUUGAAUUUAAUCAUAAAAACCUAUGAGCCCUUGUGUUUAAUAUUAAGUGCAACAAAUUAACCAAAAGUAGUAUGUAAAAGAGGUUCAGAUAAUAUAGCACUGGUAUUAUUUAAAAUAUUGCUGAAGUGCAGAUUGAAAUACUUUUUAAACAACUGAAGUUUUGAGUUGUUACACAGAAUUUCCUGUAACAGGAUUGGCUUAGAGACGUAAAGUUGCUCAGUCAACAUAAGCAAAUGCAGAAUGCCAUAUUUCCCACUUUUAACAAAUACAGUGCAGUAGCUUCUUUCUCUUCUUUUUUACAUCCAGACCUGACCCUCUGGCUGUAGUGACUCUCAGGUGGCAAUGUCUGCUGGUGUGAAACAGUAAUCUGCCCCUCCUGCACCUGAGGCUUCUAGAUGUUCUCCUGCCUAGAUGAUGAUACAGGCUUGCAAAUCUAGACAGCUCUGGCUAUAUUCCCACUAUCACUUCAUUUAAUAAGACAGCAUCUCCUCUUGAGAUACCUUACCUUUUAAGAAGGUAACUAAGAAAUGAACUAUUCUUUGUAAACUGGAUAAUUUUUGCCCUAAAAAGAGUGUUACUUUAAUUAAGAACAAUGAGUAUUUAUAGAACUAUUGAUGCUGCAUUUGAAAAUCUAAGAUAAUUACUUUAGAUACACAUUAUUACCUUUAUUCUGGAAAGGUUUUGCCUGAAAGCAUUUUAAGCAUUAAAUGGUCUAAUAUAUUGUU